AUCCAAUCUUAGCACACAUUUUUAUAUUUUCAACACUACUUUUUAUAUUCUCAAUAUAAAAAACACCGAAAAACACACACUAACAAAACGAACCAAACAUACUUCUUUUAUAAAUUUAUCAUUUUGUAGUAAGAAAGUUAGAGAAAGAAAGAGGGAGACAGAGAGGCAGAGAGAGAGAAACGAGUUUGGUAUUGGGAUUUUGGAUUAGAUUUGGGGGCAGUGGUGAGGUCGGAACUCGGAAGAGGAGGCAGACACACGUGACGCGCCAGUUUGUAUUAUGAAACGCGCACGUGAUGUGCGUGUGACGGCAGUAAAUCUAAAUUUACUUUCACCUUGAAUGUGUGUUCACUGUUCCGCUCCCAUUUUACUCCUCAAUCCCUAAAUCGAUGAAAAUCUCUUCUCCACACUGCCGGUGCCAAUUUGAUUUUUAGGUUUCAAGUUGCGUACGAAUCCCGUCGGCGACCUGGCUAUCCGGCGAAUCUGACGACCGGCCGAUAGAUAUGGAGCUGCUGGUUGACCGGCUUAGCAAUCUUCCAGAAGAGAUCAUUCUCCACGUUCUAUCGUUUUUGCCCACAGAUAAGGUUGUUGCUACCAGCAUUUUGUCCAAGAGUUGGAAAUCUCUUUGGACCAAGGUUAAUACCUUCGAUUUUGAUAAUCGAUUGAGGGUUUACAAGUCCGGACUUUCGAUAGCUCGUGUCUACAAAACCAUGGCUUUUGAUCAGUUCGUUAACAAGGUUUUCUUCCAAAACAAAUGUCAAACACUGGACAAGGUUAGUAUCGUUUGGAAUCAUUGGAAGGGGAUAGAGCUAGGUUAUUUCUCAAUAUGGAUCACCGAGGCAAUUGCUAGGAAUUGUUAUACAUCUGAUGCUGAUUGUUCCUCCUGGUAGUCCGCGAACGAGUCGUUUAGUUGAGCUUCCUGCAGCCCUUUUCACAAGUAAGACUCUUGGAUCUCUCAAGUUAGAUGGACCUUUCCGACUUAAGGCCUCUCCUGUGGUUUGUCUUCCCAAACUUACUGCAUUGCAUUUUCUUUACUUUAUAAAUGAAUAAUACAAACACCAACCUGAUGAGUCUUUCCAUAGAGUUAUAUCUGGUUGCCCAAUUUUGAAUUCUCUCUGUCUCUGCCUCCAUAGGGUAACUUAUGACGAUUAGCUUCCCCUUCCCUUAGAUUUCUUCAACUUAUUGUGGACAAUAGGAUUGAUCCCUACAAAAACAAACUGCAGUUUAGAUUGAAUGCCCCUGCUCUUGAGCACCUCAUUUUGUCCGGUGGGUACGCAUUGUUCUCAGUAGGAGCUUUACAUUCUUUGCUCAAACUCGAAGUGGCGAUUGAGCUAGAUCUUUCGAUUCAUGGUACCAAGAAAAGAAAUCGUCUUGUUAAGUUAUCUAGGCACACAAUGGCUGUUUUGGGGUCUGCCAGUGCUAGAUUGUCCACAACGUUUGAGUGGUUAACCGAAUUGUACAUAGAAUUUGAUUGUGGUGACUGGGGCUUUCUGAAAGAUUUGCUGGAGUUUUCACCGAGAUUGCAAGUCCUUAACAUGUCAAAAAGUGGUUGGUGUACCUGGGGCCAUGAUCAUGUAUCUAAAACAUGUUGGGAGGAACCUACGGACAUUCCGGGAUGCCUUUUACACAGUUUGGCACGCGUUUCAUUCUAUGGAUUCGAGGGACUGAAACGUGAGCUUAAACUGCUGAAGUACAUUCUUAAGCAUGGCGCAGUGAUGAAAACUAUCUUAAUAGGGUGCAGUAAGGAGGAAAAAACCGUCCAAAAAGUUGAGAAGUUGCGCAGAGUCCCCAAAGCUUCUCCUUCCUGUGAAAUAGAAUUAAGUUCUGGUGCCCGUGGUGCGACUUGGAAUUGACGUUUUUUACAUCCUGAGACUUCUUGUUUGUUCUGAAUCCUCUUUAUUCAAUUGCGGAGUAUGUGUAGUUUGCUUAUGGUUGUUGCACCAUAGGGCUUUCUUCAUGUUUUGUUUCGAUUCGCUAGCUAAAUGUAUAUUCUGGCAACACUAUAUAUGACAAUAGUGUUAGAUCGGCCAGGUUCAACUCUUUCUCAAAGAGUUGUUUUGUAAGUAAGCUAUGAUUCCUCAUCAUCAAUAUAUGUAUUGUUGCUCUCCAGAAGUUUUUAUGUUUCUGUGAUCUGAUUCUCCCUCCCUGGAAGUUUUAAGAACCUUGGUAUCGUGACAUAGCCAGAUUCCAUGAAAAGGUCAAUAGUUACAGAACUGCCACCUAAGG
Molecule: messenger RNA, 2223 nt
Organism: Oldenlandia corymbosa var. corymbosa
Lineage: Eukaryota; Viridiplantae; Streptophyta; Magnoliopsida; Gentianales; Rubiaceae
Source: the annotation of a GenBank genome assembly